Messenger RNA from Panicum virgatum (switchgrass), 693 nucleotides. RefSeq lists its product as uncharacterized. The record is from RefSeq and is a predicted model, not a curated record. The coding region runs from base 101 to 418 and encodes 105 amino acids. The transcript is spliced from 3 exons. Lineage: Eukaryota; Viridiplantae; Streptophyta; Magnoliopsida; Poales; Poaceae.
UUUGCUAUAUAUGUAGAGAGAAAGGCCAGCAAACAAGCGACCAAACCCUAGCCUCGCCGUCGGCCUCCGGAUCCUGAGACUCCACCGGCCUUUGGGUGCCAUGGCGCUGCGCUCUCUCCUCAGCAAGAUGAAGGCCCUUCCCCUCCCGCGUCAGGUGCUGGGCUCUGGCGCCUGUGCAACAGCCCCCAAGCCCAAGCCUGAGUCAUGGGCCACAAUCCGUGCAAAAUUUGAAGAUGUUUGCUUCAGAAAUGGUUCCGUGGAUGAAUUAAUUCGUGCCAUGGACCCUGCCAUGCAUAAACGGAUGAUGAAGCUCAGUGACGACAAGAUUUGGAGGGAGAAUCUGAAGGGCCACUGCCUUGUGGUGCUGGUUUCAGUUGUAGGCUUUGGUUCCGUGGGGUACAUUAGAGCUCGUCUUUAAAUCUCUUGCCAUGGACUAGAAUCAAGGAGGGGAGCAGCAAAGAAACCCAUAUCCAGUUUGAUGUCUAAUUAUGUAUUGUGUUAUGUAAAACAAGUCUGAAGUCUAUCUAUGGUGCACUCUCAAAACUAUUAUCCAGUUUGAUGUAUGAAUUAUGAUUAUGGUAUGUGUUGUUUCAAAACAAGUCCAUCUAUGGUCUUGUUUGCGGUUCAGUGGUUGAAGGUCAAGCAAUUGUGCUUGUCCAACGAUCUUGAUAAUCUUAUGCAACUUUUUGAGUA